AUGCGCCGGUUAUUGGAAACGAUGUGCCGUAUUCAGAUCAAACCCAGCCAGGUGGAAAAGUGCUGGCCGAGUUGCUUCACCAACGAAAGCCGUUCGACUUUUACAACAGAUUCACGGAGGAAUUCCUGCCCGAUAGCCAAGCCAUCGCGCGGAUGUUGGCCACCGCACAAUAUUCUGACAUUAUGGUGUCUCAACUAUCCGCCGACGAAGAACUUCACAGCUGCCCUCCGCGACGGAUUGCCGACUAUCAAUCGGCGCAUCUCCGAGAAUUUGCUGACGAGAAGUGUGCAGAGGAGCGGAUUGUACGCGUACAUUCUCGACAAAAUGGACACUUUCUUCACCAGGGCUUUUGCGCUGUCGGAUCCGAUGAGCCUGAGCUUUGCCUGUCAUCACUAUUCACCCCUGCAAAUGUUUGAGGUCUACAACAGUCUCCUAAAUUGUGCCCCGAUGAGUUGGCCGCGUGUCAACUUGACGAACGCAUUAAUGGACACUUUCCGUCUGAUCGAGCAGAGCCCCGGAUGGGGGAAAUUGGGAGCAGAGGAGGCUGAUGAUUAUGAACACUACAAGAGCAACUACAUCUACCUGGCUCAAUCUUCGAAGACUUUCGAAGACUAUCGCGCCAAUCCUGCAGCUUUUGAUGCCGAAAUGAAACAGGCCACGGAUUUCCUCACUACCAUGAUCGGGUUGGAUCGGUAUACGGUACUCCGCCGCUUGGCUUAUUGGUCACAGGAGAGUAAUGAAAAGUGUAUGGUGGACAUGUUGAAGCCGGAAUAUGCGAUGAGGCAUGAAUAUAUUAUGGAAAUCGGGCAGAUCAUGGUCAAGGAUUUGGAGAAAAUUGCCUUCCUCUCCGAUAUCUGCAGCCGCGUCCUCGCCAACGAACCGGAUUACGCCACCGCUUACAAAGAUCAAGACCUACUAGCCACCGCCCAAAAACUGAGCCAUCUACUGGUUUCCAAGCAGCUGUACACCACAUAUCCUGCGUCGGAUGUCCCCCGAUGCACCCCGGUUGGAGAACACUUCCCGGGCGGGCGGCCA
Messenger RNA from Mesorhabditis spiculigera, 1035 nucleotides. NCBI's taxonomy places the organism in Eukaryota, Metazoa, Nematoda, Chromadorea, Rhabditida, Rhabditidae. The record is from the annotation of a GenBank genome assembly.